AUGGAUUAAAUAACGGUCUAAAAUGUUAGAUUGAUGCUUUUUGAUGAGUAGACAUUUCAAAAAAUUAAUGAAGAAAGAAUGGAAUAAGUAGCAGACUUUUAUUUAACCAUAGAUGGAUAGUAAGUUAAAUACACUUUGCACGAAGAAUCUAUCAUAGUUUAAAGAUAUUUAACAUGGCUGCAUCAUUACAUCGAUAAAAUUAAAUAUUUUGGAGAAGAUAAAAUAUAUUCCCAUCUAAAAAUUUUAAGCGAUACCAUGCACCUUGUAAAAAGAUAUUUUCUUAGAUGGAGUCCAGUUACUUGCUAAAAUAUAGAAUAAGUUUGUAUGACAAGUUAUUUUGUAGCCUUGAAGAUUUAAAAUUUACACAUUUAGGAUAGAACUCUAGAGAAAAUUAAGACAUUAAAAUUAAAGCAGGGAAUGGAUAAAUGUAAGUUUAUUGGAGAUUAACAUUAUCCUGAAAUUGAAAAAGAGUUUCUUGAACAUUUAUAUUUUAAUAUUCAGACUGAGUCUAUUUAUCGUGUAAUAGAGAGUCUUAUGCAUUAUGUUUAAGAACAAUUAAAAUCCAAUUAAAAAGAGUUCAUAUAAAUACAACAAGAAACUAUUAAGCUUUCUAUAAAUGUGUUUUUGGAUUACGAUACUAUAUUCUUAUACGAUUAAGCUAUACUAGGACUUUGUUGCGUUUUAAUUAUUUUACAAGGAAAAAAUAAGUGCAUUGAAUAAAUUCUUCCAAAUGAAGUUUAAUAGCUCAUUAAAGAAAAUGAAGCACUCAUUACAAAGGUGAGUUAAAAAAUUAAAAAUGCAAAACUCUUUGAUUUAAAGGAGGUUUAGUUGAAAUACUUUUCUGCUUUUAACAAUGCAAAAUAAAACUAAACUUUUAAAAAACCAGAAGUGAGGGCAUCUUCAACUAACAGCUCUAAUAAAAACAAUGUAAUAGGAAACUUACAACCAAACAAUCCCAACAAUACUAAUGGAGGAUCCAAUCUAAAUAUUAUAGGAGCGGCACCAUUCUAAAAGAGCAAAAAUAUCAAUUAGGUACAAAAUAGUUAGCCAAAUAUUUCAAAUAAUUCUGUUUAGCCAAAAGAAGUAACUUAAAUGUAGAUAGAAAAUAACCAAAUUAAUUAAAGUACAUAAGGUACAGACAAUAAAUAAUAGCAAUAAAAAUAAGUAGAACCUCUUCAAAAUAAUUAAUAACCUGAAGUUAAACCAAUUAAUAUAAACGAAAGUGCUUAAACAUCUAACAUAAGUUCGAGCAAUAAUUAAAAUGUAGCAAUUUAAAAUUCUAAUAAAAUUAUCCUUUAAAAAGUAAAUACUGUUGUAUCCUAACCUAAUAAUAAAGAUCCAUUAUAAAAAACUUCACUCCCUAAUAAUAAAGUCUCUUCUUAAUUGAAUAAUGAUACUUCUUCAAUGUAAUCUGAAAACUCUGAGUAAUCAUAAUAAAAUAUUGUUAAUAGCUCUACAAAUAAUGAAAUGGAAAUAGAAAAUGAAAAUUAGGGUUAAGUAAAAUAAAACGGGAGUUCAUAAAAGAAUCAUGAAGAACAAAGCAAUAAUUCACAAGACAAAGCAAAUUCUAAUAAUUUAAAGGAUGAUAAAAGCUAAAAAAAUCAGUAAAAACCUAUUUAACCUAUGAAGAUAGCUAAGCAAGAUAACAUUAAUCCUCAAGUAUAAAAUGUUAAACCUGAGUAAAGUAAAGAUAGUUAAUAAAAUAACUCAACCCAGAAAGAAGAAUAAUAGAAUAAUUCAAAUUCUAUGGAGAUUGAAGAGCCUUUGAAUCAAUAAACUGUAUCAACUUAACCUUCAUAAAAUAAUUCUGCAUAAACUGCUGCUUUAUAAAAUAUAUAAAAGAGUGUCCCCCCAAAAGUAAAUUCUACUCCUUCUAAUCAAGGUUCAGCUUAAAUUAAGCCUUAAUAAUCUUAAUAAAAUGUAUAAAAACCAUAAAAUCCAGCGAACUAGUAGGCUAAUUCUGCACCUAACACUAAACCUUAAAGCGCUAACCCAUAAACAACAUAGAAUUAGCAACAAAAUAAGAUUAAUAAUCCUGCUGCUACUACUAAUUCAAAUACCUCAAAUGUUUUGAAUUAAAAUAAACCAAAUACAUCUGCUGUAACAUAAAAUAGUUAAACCAAACCUUUAAAUUAGACUAAUGGCUAAAGUAGUAAUGGGAGUGCUAUAUCAAAUUCUUCUUAAAUAAAACCUGCAAAUCCUUCUCAACAAAAUUAAAAUAAACCUUAAACAUAAAAUCAGACUGGCGUAGUCUAAAAUAAGCCAGCAAAUAACACAACAGCUGGGACACCAGCAGGAUCAACACCUAAUACAACCCCUAAGAAUACUACUUAAGUAUAAAAUUAACAAGGCACUAACCAAAAACCUGUUCAAAAUUCAUAAGGAAUUCAAUAAAAUUAAUAAAAUCGAUCAGCUAGUUAAAAUUCUGUUUCAAGUGGAACAAAUACAACAUAAAAUAAAGUUGCUGUUUAAAAUUAAAAUUCAAGUAAUAUUAAGCCUUAAAAUAGUGUAAAUCCUAACUAAGCAAAACCUGUUAACUCUUAGUAAGCUCAAGGUAAUACUUAAAAUCCUGUUAAAACAUAAGUGAAUCCUGCAAUAGGAACAGGACAAGGUUAAAAAACUCAAGCAAAUCCUUAAGCUGCUGUCAAAAUACAAAAUACACAAUCAAACCCUUAAGCACUUAAGCCUCAAACUCCAGGAUAAAACACUAAUUUAAAUAAACCAGGCUAAUCUUCAGCAACUAAUAUCAGUAAGCCAAAUCCUGCUAAUCCUGCUGGGUAAGUGAAUGCUAGUAAACCAGUUAAUAAUGGUACAGCUAGUAAUACAAAUGUUUAAAAAACGCCAUAAUAAUAGUAGAAUUAAGCAAUAAAAUAAUAGAAUCCAUAAAAUUAAAGUUAAAGCUAAUAGGUAAAACCAGUUUAGACACAAAACACUUAAAGACCUUAGCCAUAAUAACCUGGCACAAUUAAUUAAGGUUAAAAAUAACCAAUUUUAGCAUAAAAGUAAGUAAACCCUAAUGGAACCUAAAUCCAACCUGGAGUAGGAGCUUCCAAUUCUCAGAGAUCUACUCCUGCAACUCCAACUAAAGCUACUCACAGUAACCAAUAUAGAUUAACUGCUUCAACUACUCCUACUAAACAAGCGUCUACUCCUACUAAGAUACCUUAAUCAUCUACACCAACUAAAACUGUUUCUUCUAAUAGCUAACAAAAAAAAGAGAGCUCAUAAACACAUGUAAACAAUUUUAGUUUAUCUACAUCCUCUACAAAUUAAGGUGAAAAAAAUUAUUCAUAAUCCUAAUAAACUAAAGACAGUGGAUCAUCUAAUAAUCCAAUAGGAUAAAAAGAAUAAAAAGAUAAUUAGUCUUAACAAAGUACAAAUAUGAACCGAGAAAGUUCAGCCCACAGCUCUCAUUCUACUUCAAAAGAUAAUUUGUCUUAAGAAUAACCAAGUUCAGGAUCUUCAACUACAUUAAAAACAAAUUCAAAAGUCUAUUCUACUAGUAGCUCGAACUCUAAUAGCUAGCAAAAAACCUCCUCGAACACAUAUUAGUAUUAAUAACAAAAUAAAUCAUCUGAUUCAUAAAAAUAGCAAAACAACUCAUAGUCUACAAUAAAAAGUUAAAGUAGUGGAUCAUAAACAAAACAAUAAACUACUUCUUAAAGCUAAAGUGAUAAAUUGAAAGAACAAAAAGAAUCAGAAACUAAAAAAAAUAAUAAUGACGAUGAUGAUGAAAUGGAAAUAGAAGGAUAUACUUCUUUUUCUCUCACAAGCUUGAUUACACACGAACCUAGUAAUAUAGAUAAGAAAGUUACUCCUGCUGAAAGUACUGUUUAGAAUUCUUAAAGCGUUAUACCUGCUGGAAGUGAUGAUUCAAAUUCCCUAGAAAAAAAUUCUUAAAGCAAAUUAUCGAAUAGUCAAAGCAAUGUAAAUGGAGUGACAUCUUCUUCUAAUGUUACUGCAAGCAAACAAACAGUAGAAACUGGAUUAAAUAAUUUAGUAUUAGAAAGGUAAUCAUCUAAAACUGAAAAACCAUAAGUCAAUAGUGAACAGAGCCAAGAAACUUCAAGCAGUAACAUAAAAGCAGAUGAUACUAAAAAUAAUGGUAACUCUUAAAAAAAAGAUAGAAGUAGUAAAGAAACAAGCCAUGAUCACAAGGAUAAUAAAGAUAAAGAUAGGGAGAGAGAUAGAGAUUACUAUAGAGAUAAAGAAGAUAGGGCUAAAGAUAGGGAUAGUGAUAGAUAUAGAGAUAGGAAGAAAACCUCUGAUCGUGACGAUAGAGAUCAUAGAGAUAAAAAGUAUGAACAUGAUCGUGACGAUAGAGAUAAGAGAGAUAAAAAGAGUGACCGUGAUAAUAGUGAUCGAGACCACAAAGAUAGAGAAUAUAAAGAAAAAGAUAGGGAGAGAGAGUACAAAGAUAAAGAUAAAGAAAAGGAUAAGGAUAGAGACAGAGAGAGGGAUAGAGAUAGAGAGAAAAGAGAUAGGAGAGAUUACUAUGAUAGAGACCAUUAUGAUAGAGAUAGUAGGGAUUAUAGAAAAGAAAGAGAUUAUAAGGAUCGUGAUAAAGACAGAGAUCCUAAAGAAAAAGAAAGAGACUAUAGAGAUGAUAGAGAAAGAGAUCGUGACUAUAAAGAAAAAGAUAGAUAUAGAGACAAGGACAAAUAUUAUUAUGAUCAUAAAGAUAGUGAAAGAAAAGAUAGAUAUAAAGACAAAGAUCAUUCUAAAGAUGAAUCUUCUAAAAGAAAAGAAAGUGAAACAUCUUAAACAAAAGAAAAAGAAGAAAAUAAAAAAAAAGAAUAAUAAAGUAGCUCCGAAGGAACUAAAGAAGAAUUAAAGAGAAGAGAAAGCUAUUCAAGUAAAGAGGAGUCUAAAUAAAAGAAUUGA
Tetrahymena thermophila SB210 is the source of this 4884-nucleotide messenger RNA. RefSeq lists its product as hypothetical. The record is from RefSeq and is a predicted model, not a curated record. NCBI's taxonomy places the organism in Eukaryota, Ciliophora, Oligohymenophorea, Hymenostomatida, Tetrahymenidae. The transcript has a single exon.